AACCUCGUGGGAAUCUUCUUCAUCAUCUCCGUGAGCCGAGCCCGGCCCGCUCUCCGCGUCACCGUACUCGCCUCAACUUAUCUAUCAUACCCAUCGCCGCGCAUCUGAAGUACGAGAAGAACCCCCUCGAGGCGAGGAAGUCGGAAGAGAGGCACCCUCUCAGUACAAUGCCUGCCUUAUGCGGGUCGACAAUGCGAUCGCCCCGCGCGCCCACGUGACGAUCGCACCUUGUUAUGAGCGCCCACCAUGGGCGAAUAGCGCGCCUACAGUCCAUCAUCGCCAGCGACGCCCGCCUCGUCCGCCUCGUCACCUCCAAGCAGCGCGACGCCGCGGCCGUCCCGCUCCCCGGCUGCCGCGUCUUCGAGCACGUCCUCGCGCGCCUGCUGCGCGAGGCCAACGAUGCAGCGGACUGUCGCUUACAUCCCGCGGGGCCGGGCCUGGUGAGCGUGCGCCCGUACUGGCACUACUUUUGGGCGGCGGCGCAGCCUGCGUGGGUCGGGCGGACCGUGCUGGACGUCGCGGCGGAGCGCUUCAAGCCGCCGAGGCCGCGCGAGUUCUACGCGUAUGCGCUCAGGAGCGGCCUCCUGACGCUCAAUGGGCGGCUGACGGACCCGGAUACUACCGUGCGCGCGGGCGACCAGCUGCAGACGGUUGCGCACCGGCACGAGCCGCCGGUGACGGGGGCGGGGGUGAGGGCGAUAUCGCAGAGCGAGGACUUGUUGGUGGUUGAGAAGCCGGGGGGUGUACCCGUGCACCCGGUGGGGCGCUAUCGGUAUAAUUGCUUGACGCAUAUGAUGCGGGAGCAGGGCCUGCCGGCGGUGCGCCCGGUGAGCCGGCUGGAUAGGCUGACGUCGGGGGUGAUGCUGUUCCCGCUGAAUGCAAGGGCGGCGGGGCGGCUGGGGGUGGCGCUGCGGGAUGGGCGGGUGAGGAAGGAGUAUUUGGCAAGGGUGAGGGGGCGGUUUCCACGAGAGCCCGUACUGUGUAAGGAGAAGCUGCUGCUAGUGCAUAGGCAGCUGGGGCUGAGCAUUGUGCAUGAGGAGGGGAAGCCUUCCGCGACAGCCUUCGUACGCGUCAGCUACGAUGCGAAGACGGAUACGAGUCUCGUGCUGUGUCGACCGUACACUGGACGUACGCACCAGAUUCGGGUACACCUCUUGCAUUUGGGGCAUCCGAUUCCGAACGACCCGUACUAUGCUGAUUCUAUAUGGAACGCAUCACCGGAUGCGUUGGACGGCUCAGCACCUCCACUCGAGCUGGAGCUUCCUCCGCUGGACAACGACGCGUCAGCGGAGAUCGAGUCCGGGGAUGUGCAAACGGAAAUCCUCCCGUCCGACCUUACGCUGCCCGACCUGGAAUCGCCAGACUCUGCCUGGGAAGCCAUACGAACCGCCGUUGCUCGCGCGAAGGCGGAUAUUCAGGCGGCGCAUGCGGAUGAGGUGGCGCCUGCCACGACGGAUGGGCUCCUACCUUCAGCUCCUCCUGCCAUCCCCACUCAAACCUCCUCCGCUACCCCACCCACUUCCCCCACCACCUCACACGCCUCUUCCUUCACCACUCUGACUGCCUCCACACCUCUCAUCGAGCCCCCACUUACCAUCGGCGACCGCCCUGCCUGCGCAGCUUGCCUGCGGCCCCUGCCUCGUCAACCGACUCAGGACCAGCUGAGGAUAUAUCUGCACGCGCUGCGAUAUACAACGUCGGAGGGGGUGUUCGAGGCGGGCUUGCCAGAUUGGGUGUUGGAGGAGUAGAGGACUCACGUACACAAUUUAUUGUCGAAGCAAAUGCAGAACAUGGUCAUCGAGUGUUCGUGAUACUAAGCAUGAUUUCUCAACGACAGCAAGGUGUGAUAUGUAUACAAGUAGAAGGGGUGAAAUGGAGGAGGAG
Molecule: messenger RNA, 1884 nt
Organism: Schizophyllum commune H4-8
Lineage: Eukaryota; Fungi; Basidiomycota; Agaricomycetes; Agaricales; Schizophyllaceae
Product: pseudouridine synthase
Exons: 3
Coding region: 234-1748 (504 amino acids)
Biological process (GO): pseudouridine synthesis
Molecular function (GO): RNA binding; pseudouridine synthase activity
Source: RefSeq, a predicted model, not a curated record